AACCUACUCCGAAAAAUAACUCAUGAUCCUCUCUUUUAUAAUUUAGUGUAUUAUUUAUAAUUUUUAUUUGCUAUGUAGUUAUUGAAUCGACUCACUAACGUAGUUGAGUGUACCUUAACCCAAUUUUUUAUUAUGAAUUUAUUACCGCUAAGUUAUUAUAAAUUUAUUGUAUAAAAAUAUACGAACUAAUCAUUAAUUGAUAAAAUGUUAUUACAAAGAUUUAAUUUUAAAAUUGUAUUAAAUAAUAUAAAAAGGAAUUUCAUUACUAAUCCGUAUGGUUUAAUGUGUUCUAAAACAAAUCAAAUUAUUGAUAAUGAUGUUGAAAGUAAACAAUUUAUUCCUAUAUUUAAAACAUCACACAUGACAUUUUUUGUUGGUUUAAAUAGAAUCAAAGCAUUUCAAACAGCAGCAACCUUUUUUUUCAUUCCUUCGUGUUUCGUUUUAAAUAUACUUGGACAUUUUAACUUGGAAGAAGUUAUUUUCGGGUCAUUUAUAAAUGUUGGUCUUACAAUUGGUAUACAUGCUAUGUCUUGGUUCUUCUCAAAUAAUCUCGUGGUGUUUGUAUACUUAUGUCAAGAUGAACAAAAGUGUCAAAUGUCCUAUAUUUCAUAUUGGGGAAAACGUAAAGAAUUAUAUUGCAAUAUUGAUGAUGUGAAACCUAUAGAAUAUUCUACAUUAGAUAUUUUUAAUCAUAAAAUCAAAUUGAAUGGAAAUAAAAAUACAUUUAAAAUUAUUUUACGUGAUGCUACCAUUUAUAAUAAUGCAAAAUUGAGAAAAGUUUUUGGUAGUGAAGUAAUUUAA
This is a messenger RNA of Sipha flava (yellow sugarcane aphid), 801 nucleotides long. RefSeq names its product transmembrane protein 186. Bases 205 to 801 code for a protein of 198 amino acids. The record is from RefSeq and is a predicted model, not a curated record. The transcript has 3 exons. Gene Ontology annotation, cellular component: mitochondrion. NCBI's taxonomy places the organism in Eukaryota, Metazoa, Arthropoda, Insecta, Hemiptera, Aphididae.